Molecule: messenger RNA, 3029 nt
Organism: Scleropages formosus (Asian bonytongue)
Lineage: Eukaryota; Metazoa; Chordata; Actinopteri; Osteoglossiformes; Osteoglossidae
Gene: slc13a4
Product: solute carrier family 13 member 4
Exons: 16
Coding region: 138-2051 (637 amino acids)
Biological process (GO): transmembrane transport
Cellular component (GO): plasma membrane
Molecular function (GO): transmembrane transporter activity
Source: RefSeq, a predicted model, not a curated record
GAUACCUCAUUAAAAAAGAAAUAUUUCAAAAGGGAGGAACGAGCGCAAACUAAGCUCGUAGAGGUGUUCAUAGUCAUUUUUUUUUUUUGCUUGGAAAAACUUUGAAGAGGCGGGAAGAGAGCGAACACGCCAAGCCGAUGAGGCUCGAAUCGGACAGAAUGGACCUCGUGAAGAAGCUGUGGAGCGCGCGGAAGCUCAUUCUGGUUGUCCUCAUCCCACUGUCCCUCCUCCCGCUGCCACUCAUCCAUCCCACGAGUGAGGCGUCAUGCGCAUAUGUGCUGAUGGUGACAGCGGUGUACUGGGUGUCAGAGGCCGUGCCCCUGGGAGCCGCUGCACUCGUACCCGCGUUCCUCUACCCACUGUUUGGGGUUCUCAAGUCCAGCGAGGUGGCCGCAGAGUACUGCAAGGACACCACGCUGCUUCUCAUGGGGGUCAUCUGCCUGGCCGCAUCAAUUGAGAAGUGGAACCUGCACAAGCGCAUCGCCCUGCGUAUGGUCAUGAUCGCUGGGGCAAAGCCUGGCAUGCUGGUUCUGGGUUUCAUGUGUUGCACCGUCUUCCUCUCCAUGUGGCUGAGCAACACCUCCACCACUGCCAUGGUGAUGCCCAUCGCAGAGGCCGUGCUCCAGCAGCUCAUCAGUACCGGAGUGGCUGACGCCCAGGAGGACUAUGACAACAUCGAGAGCCCCGAGGAAGACAGCGAUAAAGAAGAAAAUCUGGACAAAAAUCAGCUUGAGCUUCUGUACCGCAGAGAAAGCUACCUGAAGAAAGAGCUCAGCACCUUGGGAGAGGACUCCAAUGGCCUGGCACUGAAGCUCAGUGGCAGCCAGGAGGUCCUAAAAGAGAAUAACGGAUAUCUACCACAGACAGCUGUCACCAUCCCAGAGCCAGAGAAACCCCUGGACCGCAAAGACUCACCAUACCCAACCAAGCGGGACCACAUGAUCUGCAAGUGCCUGUCUCUCAGCAUCACCUAUGCUGCCACCAUUGGGGGUCUAAUCACUAUCACUGGCACUUCUACCAACCUCAUCUUUGCUGAGCACUUCAACAGUCGUUACCCUGAUGCAAAAGUGAUCAACUUUGGUACCUGGUUCAUCUUCAGCCUGCCCAUCUCCAUCAUCAUGCUAAUUCUGACCUGGGUGUGGCUCCACUUCCUCUUCUUGGGCUGCAAUUUCAAGGAGACGUGUUCCCUUAGCAAAAAGCGAAAGACCCGGAGAGAAGAGCUGUCCGAGAGGCGCAUUCAGAAGGAGUACUCAAAGUUGGGCCCUAUCAGCUACCCCGAGAUUGUGACAGGCAUCUUCUUCAUCCUCAUGACCCUACUCUGGUUCACCCGAGAGCCAGGCUUCGUACCAGGGUGGACCUCACUGUUUGAGAAGAAGGGCUACCGGACCGAUGCCACCAUCUCAGUCCUGCUUGGCUUCCUGCUGUUCCUCAUUCCAGCGCGGAAGCCCUGGCCAUCAGCGUUUUCUGACAGGAGCAAAGAAAAGAACUCUGAGAAGGACAGCAAUCCUGACCCCUUGGCCCCCAUGAUCACAUGGAAAGACUUCCAGAGUUUGAUGCCCUGGGAGAUUGUCAUCCUAGUAGGUGGGGGCUACGCCCUAGCAGCUGGCUGCAAGGUGUCAGGACUGUCGGUGUGGAUCGGACGGCAGCUAGAGCCUAUGAACGGCCUACCCCCCUGGGCAGUCACCCUGCUGGCCUGCCUGCUGGUCUCCACGGUCACAGAAUUUGCCAGCAACCCCGCCACACUCACAGUCUUCCUGCCCAUCCUGUCCACACUGUCAGAAACUCUGCAAAUAAACCCCCUCCACACCCUGAUUCCCUGCACCAUGUGUGUGUCAUUUGGGGUCAUGCUGCCAGUGGGAAACCCCCCAAAUGCCAUUGUCUUCAGCUACGGGCACGUUCAGAUCAGCGACAUGGUGAAGGCGGGUUUCGGGGUGAACCUGAUCGGAGUCAUGGUAGUGAUGCUCGCCAUCAUGACGUGGGGCGUCCCCCUCUUCCAGCUCACCGAGUUUCCGGACUGGGCGAUUGUCAGAAACGUUACCGACAGCUUAUAGCCACAAGCGGACGACCGAACACGGACGGGAAAUGGAGUUUGUAACCCGAAUGCAGAUCUCAGCGCAGAGGGGACGGAGGCAGCAUCUCCCACAGAGGACUCCAUAAUUAACAGGACUGGCAAUGCUCAAAACCUGAAAACGCUUUCAGUCGUCACGUUGGCAGAUUGAUCAGGCCUGACGAGUGGCAGGAUGGGAAUGGAGAAUAGAGGAGAACAGGGAAUAAAGAAAGCAGAAGGGGGACACUAAUUUGCUCAGAAUUGCGCUGCAGGGUCACACAGGAAAUGCUUACAGAUGAUUUGUACCUCUUGGUGUCUUCUUUUGCCAGAAAAUAGUUUGCAUCAGUUCAUGUUUAACUUGUUGAAAUCAUGUGCCAUAGGUAACCACACCCCGAUCAGCAACAUAAACUUCUUAUAUAUUGUCAGCUUAGCAUGACCAGUAGAAGAGUAGCUGGAGUGUCUUUUAUAUUUCAUUUCAUCCACUGGAAAUUGUGCACCCAAACAGUACGGCUUUCACGCAGUUCCUCUUUUUUUGUCAAGAGAAGUAUUAAAUAUAUAUUUCAAUAUGAUAUCAGACCACAACUAAGAUACCCUUUUAAUCAUUCAUGAUUUUAAGUGCAUACAUAAGUUCAUACCCAAGGUACAAAAUGGGUUACCAGGCGUACCUGUAAUUCUCCCAUGUUUGUGGCAUGUAUAUAGCUGCUUAAGAUUGUCUUGAAACAUUUUUACUCAGAAUUAACUGAGAUCUUUUGUACUUGUUCACGAUAUCAACAAAUAUAUAGGAGAAAAAAAGAGAAAUGUUUUAAAUUUAUUCAGCAGGGGUAUUUUUCACCCUGCACAGGAGCGCAGAUACUACAAGGCCUUUCCCUUUUUUAUGUGUCAGCUUUCGCCUCUAAAAAUCACAAUAACCCACGAUGCGCACUUAGCGGCACAAAAAUGACUUAAUGAAGGCACAUUGGUUUAAACACUGACACUAAUAAAU